Phalacrocorax carbo (great cormorant) is the source of this 5208-nucleotide messenger RNA. The record is from RefSeq and is a predicted model, not a curated record. Lineage: Eukaryota; Metazoa; Chordata; Aves; Suliformes; Phalacrocoracidae.
GGGAGCUCCUGGCAGCCACCAUGAAGGGCCUCAACCUGCUCUGCUGCUGCGUGGCCUCGCUCCUGCUCCUCAGCACUGCAGAGCUGCAUGCCCCUGGCACGGACCAUGUUGGCAGCGCUGCCGAAAGCCCCUUGCCGGCUGCAGAGCCCAGGCUGGAGGAGAAGGCAGCUGAUGGCAGCCCUGAGGAGGACCAAGAUGGUGGCCCAGCCAACACCUCCUUGCGCGGCGCCGCCGAGGAGGGACAUGGUGAGGGGGAGGAAGAGCCAGCAGGUGGCCUGAGCAGGGACCUGGGGCCAGGGGAUGGCCAGCCAGAGGACACCACCAUGGAGAAGGGCCAGGAUGGGCCCAGCAAGGUGCAGGGCCCAGGGGAGAAUGCCAUGUUGGGUGCCCCCGAGGCCGCACAUCAUGAAGGGAACCACCAGCCUGGCUCACAAGAUGGCUUCCAUGCCUGGGAGGAUGAGGAACCCAGCACCAAGAAAGGAGCCUCUGAGAAGCAAGGGCAGCCUGGGGAAGAGAAAAUGGAGGAGCCAAGAGCAGUGUCUGCUCCUGACGGGGGAGAGGAAGGGGGCAAGCAGAGCUCAGAGGAAGGUGAUGAGGACGGGGAGUCUGAGGAAGAUGAACAUGGUGAGUCUGAGGAAGAUGGAGGUGAGGGAGAUUCUGAGGAGGAGGGAGAGUCUAAGGAGGAGGAAGAGUCUGAGGAAGAUGAUGCUGGGCCAGCAGGGCCAGAGGAUGGAGCUGAAGGGAGUGACAAGGAAGCGGCUGAUGCUGCCAGCAAAAAUGGCCAUGGCAAACCAACAGCUGCUGGCAAGGGAGAAGGUAGGGAUGGCCCUGCCAGCUGCCAUCACUCACCCUGCAGUGAUGCAGCACAAGACCCUGCAGCAGUGAUGGAAGUCCCACCGGCAGCAGAAGAUCCGGCAGUGGUGGGAGACUCACCACCAGCAGAAGACCCACCGGCAGUGGUGGGAGACCCACCAGCAGCAGAAGACCCCCCUGCAGACAAGCCAUUGCUGGCAGAAACAGAGAGCCCACCAGGCCACAGCACCCACCCUGCUGCCACCGAACCCAGGCACGGCCAGAUAGAAGAGGUUGAAGAUGCCAGCGAGCCAACCAAGCGUGACCGGUCCCACUUGGAGAGCACCCUCAAGCUGAACGAGGACAAACCUGCUGAUGAUUUCUCAGGAAUACUGCAGCGGCUGAGGAAGAUCUACCACUCCUCCAUCAAGCCCCUGGAGCAGUCCUAUAGGUACAACGAGCUGAGACAGCAUGAGAUCACAGCUUACCCCGGACGCACCCUGGGCUCCUCCGCCACAGAUGGGGAGAUCACUUCCAAGCCAAUGGUGCUAUUCCUGGGACCGUGGAGUGUCGGCAAAUCUUCCAUGAUAAACUACCUCCUCGGGCUGGAUGACACGCCCUACCAGCUAUACACAGGGGCAGAACCCACCACUUCCGAAUUCACUGUCAUCAUGCAUGGCCCCAAGCUGAAGACCAUCGAGGGCAUUGUGAUGGCUGCUGACAGCGCCCGCUCCUUCUCACCCCUGGAGAAGUUUGGGCAGAACUUCUUGGAGAAGCUGAUAGGGAUUGAGGUGCCCCACAAACUGCUGGAGAGAGUCACCUUCGUGGACACGCCAGGCAUCAUUGAAAACCGCAAGCAGCAAGAACGAGGUUACCCUUUCAACGAUGUGUGUCAGUGGUUCAUUGACAGAGCUGAUCUCAUCUUUGUUGUCUUUGACCCUACGAAGCUGGAUGUGGGCUUGGAGCUGGAGAUGCUCUUUCGCCAGCUAAAGGGCCGUGAGUCUCAGAUCCGAAUCAUCUUGAACAAAGCUGACAGCCUGGCUACUCAGGAGCUCAUGAGAGUCUACGGUGCCUUAUUCUGGAGUUUGGCUCCUCUCAUCAAUGUCACAGAGCCGCCCAGAGUGUAUGUUAGCUCCUUCUGGCCCCAGGAGUACCAGCCAGAUACCCACAAAGACCUGUUCCUCAAAGAAGAGAUAUCGCUUCUGGAAGAUCUCAACCAGGUGAUAGAGAACAGGAUGGAAAAUAAGAUUGCCUUCAUACGCCAGCACGCCAUCCGGGUUCGCAUCCAUGCCCUUUUGGUCGAUCGCUAUCUGCAGACCUACAAGGACAAAAUGACCUUCUUUAGUGAUGGAGAACUGGUGUUCAGGGACAUUGUGGAGGAUCCUGACAAGUUCUUUAUCUUUAAGUCCAUUCUGGCAAAGACCAAUGUCAGCAAAUUUGACCUCCCCAACCGUGAGGCUUACAAGGACUUCUUUGGCAUCAACCCCAUCACUAGUUUUAAGCUGCUGUCUCAGCAGUGUUCCUACAUGGGAGGAUGUUUCCUAGAGAAGAUUGAGAAGGCCAUCGCUCGCGAGCUUCCCGAUCUCUUGGGAAGCAUUGGCUUGGGGAAGAAACCCAACAUUCUCUCCUGCGACAUCACUGGCUGUGGUGAAACCCCAAAGAAUCGCUACAGGAAACCCUAAGGUGUUCUGUGAUAUAACCGUCCACGUGUUCCUACCAGUGAAUGAGCUUAUGUCUUAUCUGUCUAAGAAGCCAUGGUCUGUUAACCCUUGAGUGCCACACUGGCAAAGGCUACUGUAUGAUGAGGACUUUGAGUCAUUGAUAUCGAUGGCAGGGGAAGAUGGGUGGGCAUAAGAAAGAGAAUAAAAACUGUGAAUUCCUGACAUUUUAUCUUCGUUCUUUCAAGUAGAAGGCAAUGUUUAAGCUGUAAGUAUGAGCAAUGCACGGUGAGCUAGAACUGUAGCUGCUUUUUCUGAGAUUUUUAUGUCACCCAGUGAGUUCUCCUUUUGCAUAACAGCUGAGUUGAACUUCUGCAGCCUUCAUCUGGGUGAUCACCUUAAGAAGGGGCUUUUGCAGCAGCAUUUGGAGCUCCAGACAGGUAGAUAUGAUGGGAUUUGCAAGUCCAUGUCAGAGGAAGAAUUGGGCUGGAAAGGAGCUGCCAGCACUGGUUGAGCUGUGCUGGAGGAGGAGGGCCAGCACCCCAAAUCACACAGUUCCACAAGGAGCUAUGAGCAGGUUUUCCUCCCCCUGGGCCAGCACAGGGACGGGGUGCUUGGUGCCCACGUAUGCCAUCAACCUCAAAAACCCACACUAGCAAGUCAAGCCUGAGAAGGGCUCCAAGGGUUAAGGAUUUGGCAGUUUGACCUUGUUCAAGUCUCUGUUGCUGUUUUGUAAGUCAGAUCCCCAUGUUUUUGUGCUCUGGAGAGUGAGGCAGGAACAGGGGGUCACUAGCUGCAUCCUUUUUGUCCCUCUGCUGAUCUGUUCUCCCUAGGACAACCCAAGCAGAUAUCUCUGGCUUGUUCACCACACUUCCCGUUUUAGCCACAAUUUUGGUUGGCUCAUCUCUGUGCAUCGGUGCUCAGUCCUGGGAGGAGAAGGAGUAUUCCUUUGGAAGAACCUCAGCAGGGUGAGGUUCCCCACAGACAGCUGACCUUGAAACCUGGCAGUGAAAGACAGGAUUAGGGGUGCCCUCACCACUUGGCCCUCAUGGCCAGCACGGCUGGCAGCCGAGCUGUGCACAAACCAGUCAAGAGGGAGAUGUUGCUUUGGAUGGAGACUGGUGCCUUUGAGCCCACAGUGACCCGCUGAACAUCCUUUUUCCUUCCUCCUGCCAAAUGACCACAGCUAAUGCUGCUCUCCAGGAAACCUCUGGAGGAGAGGAACUUACCAUUGACAAGAACAGGAAGAUGUGGAGGUGCCAUGAGGCAAGAAAAAGGCAAAGGGAAUGAAAGAGGGAAAGAGAAAGCUGGGAAUGGAAGGCUCUGUUGUGAUCGGAAGGGUGUGAAAGGCAGUGCCCCUCAUCUCCACAUGCCCAACAGGACAUGGCUAAGGAGACAGGAGGUCUGUGGGAGCUCCACAUCCCCUGGCACUGCAGCCCAGCACUGUGAAGAAGAGGUCCCCUUGAGUCCAGGUGAGUUUGGGGGAACACUGCCCUGGGGACUUCCAUGCUCCUUGCCUCUGCUUUGAGGUAGGACUCUGCCUUUGAACUAAUGAAGAAAAGACCCAAAUCUAUGUCCGAACAUGGGAAGGGGCAUGGCUCAUGCAGAGGGAUUUUGCCUGCGGCGUAGAGGGGACCAGAGGCACGAGUGAAGGCAAGCAGAGUGUCAGAGACAGCAGCAGCCAGAACAGCCUGGACAGAAGUGAUGUGUUCGUGAGUCAGCGCCAUGAGGUCUCAAACCUGCCCCAGAGCUUCUGCCUUCCCCCGCUGCUGUUCCUUCUUCUUUCUUGUACACGAUCCUGUUGCUCAUCGGCAUCUCUCUCUGCCUCAUCCACUCCUCCUCACCUCUCGCUCUCCUCCGCUAGGCUCAUCUGCUUGGUUUUCUUAAGAGCUAAUGGAAUAGAAACACCAACAGAAAUGGGCCAAUAUUGCCACUACUCCUGCCGUCACACUCUGUGUCACUGUCAUGGCAAGCAAAGGCCAUCAAGCGUUUCUAUUUGCAAGCGCUGUAUCAUGCCAUCUCUUUGCUUGCUGCCUUGUCCCCCCAAAGCCCGUGGGCUCUGCGGUACCCAGGGAAAGGCCCCCCCCAUCCCAGGAAGGAGCCCUGACUCUUCCUUAUGGCCUUGAAUGUGAAGGCACUGUCACUCUUCUCUCAGGCUGCUCCCAUCGUUCCCUCCAUCCCUUCCCUGUUUUCCUUUUAUUUUGCUUUAUUCUCCAGCACUCAAUGCCUUUCCUCUUCCCUUCAGUACCUGCAUGCCCUGUGCAAAGCUCUGGUGCCCGUGUCCAGAUGGGGCUCCUCUGUGACAGCCAAAACCUUUUUAGCUUCCCCAAUAUGGUACAUCGGGGUUCUCUUUCCAAAGAAAUGGCAGCAGUGGUCCGAAGCUGGGGUUGUUUUCUGUUCCCUGUGAUGAACACUCACUUGGCUCCGUGCUGGCUCCAGGUCAUGCCAACGAGAAGAUGCUUUCUUUCCCAUGGAUCCAAGCGGCUGUCAGUCCCAAGAGGACUGCAGUCCCCAGCCUGUCUCUCUCUGAGUUUUCUUAGGAGAGCUCUGGGAAUCUGGGCAUGGAAAUGGGGAGCAGGGAGGACUUUUCAUUUUGCUGAGAAACCCCAAGCUCCUGUGGCCAUGGUGCUGAGGGGGUGAGCAUCUUGCCAGAGAACUUCACAGCAGGGAGGGAGCUGGGACAAAUGCCCACGUAGAUGCCCGUGACUGUGUGCAUUGAGAUAAAACCAUCAGCUUGAACAUCAACCUGUCUAAUAAA